Moneuplotes crassus is the source of this 1038-nucleotide messenger RNA. The record is from the annotation of a GenBank genome assembly. Lineage: Eukaryota; Ciliophora; Spirotrichea; Euplotida; Euplotidae.
CUCAAGAUGAACAUUUAUAAGAGGAACUCUUCCUAUUCUGGCCCACCUCAGGAUAUAGUUGCUGUCAAGCUAGCAAACCUCAAAAUAGAGAUGGAUAAGAUAAAUAAUCCAUAUGAAGCUCAAAAGCAGCCUUUGAGAGAUAUUCCCUUAUUCUCAGAUAGGUUGCACCGGAACGAGCUCGAUUGGCCUGACUCUUUGUCCUCAGAAGGAAAAUAUUACCAUAAUUCUCAUACUGAAACUGAGAGUUUUGCACACCAAAAUCGCAAACCUCAUCAUAGAUAUUGUGUUAGCUCAGAUGUCUUUGCUGGGAACCCAUCAGGGCCAGGGAAAGAAAAUAUCUACAAUGGCACCUUCAACUUUCACCAAGAAGUAGCAAGCGAUUGAGGUCAAAUCUCUGUUGAAAAGGGUAAGCCCAGCAGGAAGAAUAAGAAGAAACAUAUUUCAACCAAAUAGGGUAAAAACAAGCAGAGGCAAGGUGAAGAUUAAGAGAGUAGAAGUUGAGCAAGAGAAAAUUGUGAAAAUUAAGGUCAAAGAUGCUGAAACUCAGACUGAGAUUAAGCACCAAGAAGUUAUUAAAGUUAAUGGUGAAGGAGAUAACACAGGAGAGCUUACUGAAGUAGUGAGAGUAUUAACGGAAGAAGUUAAGAUGCUUAAAGAGGAGUUGUUAAGAGCUAAAACUAAAUCUAAAAUAUCUCCUGAGAAAUUUUAUAGCAAGGCAUUUAAACCUAAGCACAAAUGAAAGCAUCGUAUAAAAGCUCAUCGAGAAAAGACUCCUUUAAACUCUUCUCAGGGUCACAAGAGAUACUUCUCGAAAACUCCAAAGAACAAGUAUAAGGAAGAAAAAUCUCCAUUAAAUAGAUUCAGGCCAAAAGCUACUUUUUACAAGAUGAGCAAUGAUCCAAGUUCUGAUGCUAUUUCAGUUGAGAUUCCACAAGUUGGGUAUCCUGAGUAUAGACGUUUCAGAUAGUUUAACUUUCUCAUAAUCCUUUUGAAUAAUGUAGGUCCUAACUUCUCAAAAUAAUUUGUGCUUACUAAAAC